Messenger RNA from Medicago truncatula (barrel medic), 2385 nucleotides. RefSeq lists its product as uncharacterized. The coding region runs from base 1 to 2385 and encodes 794 amino acids. The transcript is spliced from 5 exons. The record is from RefSeq and is a predicted model, not a curated record. NCBI's taxonomy places the organism in Eukaryota, Viridiplantae, Streptophyta, Magnoliopsida, Fabales, Fabaceae.
AUGCAAUUAUUUCCAAAUGCGAAGUUAGAGAGUCUUGUCGCUCCAUCGUCUGAUCAUUUUCCUAUUCUGCUGGACAAAAAUCCAGUGGCUCAGAAUCUUAGAGUCAAAAGAUCUUUCAAAUUUGAAAAUGCUUGGAGAACUGAAGAUGGUAUCAAUGAAGUGGUUCGGGACAGUUGGUCUGGAAGUACAGCAACUUCAAGAAAGAAGGUUAACAAAAUUCUUUCCCUGGAAACUGAUGAAGGGAUUCGAGUGACUGAUGACACUGGGAUGCGGUCCAUUGCAAGAAAUUACUUUGAAAAUUUGUUUGAAGAAGAAUUCAAAGAAGCAAUGUUCUCCAUGCAACUGGACAAAUGUCAGGGUCCUGAUGGUUUUAAUCCUGGGUUUUAUCAACACUUUUGGUCAGUAUGUAGUGAGGAUAUUUUCAAGGAAUGCUGUCAAUGGAUGAAUGAAGGACAGUUUCCCCCUACGUUGAACUCUACAAAUAUAGCCUUGAUCUCCAAAGGCACAGAGCAAAAAUCUAUGAAGGAUUGGAGAUCCAUAGCUUUGUGUAAUGUUUUAUACAAACUUCUGUCCAAGGUCCUGGCUAAUCGUUUGAAGAAAAUUUUAUCUAAGUGCAUUGCUGAUUCUCAAUCGGCUUUUGUACCGGGUAGAUCCAUUCUAGACAAUGCUUUGGUUGCCAUAGAGUUGAUUCAUCAUAUGAAGACUAAGACUAAAGGAAAAGAUAAAAGUGUGGCGCUGAAGCUGGAUAUAAGCAAGGCUUAUGAUCGUAUUGACUGGUCUUAUCUUAGAGAUGUCAUGCACAAAAUGGGCUUCUCAGAGAAGUGGAUCCAAUGGAUCAUGAUGUGUGUAGAAACUGUUGAUUACUCAGUUAUCAUGAAUCAAGAGGUGAUAGGACCUAUAAUUCCUGGUCGCGGGUUAAGACAAGGUGAUCCUUUGUCACCUUAUCUCUUCAUUCUUUGUGCUGAAGGUUUAUCAGCACUUAUCAGAAGUGCUGAAAGUAAUGGGGUUCUUGAAGUUUUAGGUACUGGUAAGUAUCUGGGUCUCCCUUCAAUGGUAGGCCGAAGUAAGAAGGCAACCUUCAGCUUCAUCAAGGAUAGAGUUUGGCAGAAGAUUAGUAGCUGGAGUAGUAAAUGCUUGUCCAAAGCAGGAAGGGAAGUCAUGAUCAAAUCAGUUCUUCAAUCUAUUCCUUCGUACAUUAUGAGUAUCUUCAGGCUACCAAAUCAGCUAUUAGAUGAAAUUGAAAAAAUGAUGAAUACCUUUUGGUGGGGUCAUGGUGGUUCCAACAAUAAAGGUUUGAACUGGCUAUCCUGGGAAAAGCUUUCUGUCCACAAGAAUGAUGGAGGCAUGGGUUUCAAAGAUCUGGAAGCUUUUAAUGUGGCAAUGCUUGGUAAACAGGGUUGGAAGCUGCAAACUAAUACAGAUAGCCUUGUCUCAAAAAUCUUUAAAGCUAGAUACUACCCGAAUGGUAAUUAUCUAGAUGCCAAGUUGGGGCAUAAUCCGAGUUUUGUCUGGCGUAGUAUUUUCAGUGCUAAGGUGGUGGUCCGACAAGGAGCCAGAUGGAAAAUUGGUAAUGGUUUUAAUAUUCCUAUUGUCAGCGAACCAUGGAUUGGAUCAGGGCUUAGCAUUCCCCGUGUGGGUGAUGACAUGAUAGCCCUACAAUCAUACUCUGUAGGUCAUCUUAUUGACCAAGAAGAGGUUAUAAAUAAUGAUCAUCUGUGUAGACCGGGGUAUUGGAGUGGUAUCUGGAAACUGAAGGGUCCUCCCAAAGUCAAAAGUUUGAUUUGGAGAAUCUGUAGAGACUGCUUUCCAAGAUCAAUUGAUAUUUGGCAAACAACCAAUUUGUGGCAUUUGAUUUCACCGGCUUUUAAUCAGUUUGAUAAAGCUCCUGAUAUCAUUUUUAAUUUCCUGCACAAUCUGUCGGCAGCUCAAAUUGAGAAUGUUGUUACUAUAACGUGGAGUAUUUGGAAGGCUAGGAACCUGAAGUUAUGGCAACAGGUGUCUAACUCAACUACAGCCAUCCUGGAAAGAGCAAAACACCUUCUUGAUGGUUGGAGGAAGGCCAAUCGGAAGCGAGUUCCUAUAAUGUCAGAUAACCAAGCUCUACUCUCGAGUGCCUCAAAUUCUAGUAACAAUACAAAUAUUAGAUGGAGGAAACCAGAAAGCGGUAGAUACAAAUGCAAUGUUGAUGCCUCUUUCCCUACCAUGAUAAAUAAAGUAGGCUUUGGAAUGUGUAUCAGAGACUCGGAUGAGAAUCAUGUUCGUUCUAAAACUAUGUGGUUUAACCCCACUUGUUCUGUAGAUGUUGGGGAGGCUCUGGCAUUAGACCAUGCGAUUCGGUGGAUUCAGGAAUUUCAACUUUUAAAUGUUGAUUUUGAAGUUGACUAA